AUGGAGGCGGGUUUGAGGAAAACAGCACAGGAGAGUUAUCAGAGUUUAUUUCAAGAUCUUGUGUCUGUAAAAAAGGAUUUGCUGAACUCUCGAAAUGCGUAUGCCGAGUUGGAGGACUCUAUUGCUGAUGGUGCCGAGGAGGCUUGGAGGAUUUUCAAGGAGCAGGUCGGAGUUAUUGCUCCUGACUUGGAUCUUUCUCCUUUAGAUUCAGACAAAGUCGUCAUUGAUGGUGCUAUUGUGGAUCCUCCUGCCACCUUAAUCGUUUCUGAGUCAGAAUUGAAGACUCGGGGGCAGAGGAUUAUUGAGUUCCCUCCUCGUUCCAAGGACGCUUCGAGUUCUUCUGUUGUUCCUCCGACUUCCUCUUCAUCUCCCGUGGUUGCCUCUCUUCCCGGUCCUGGUGGCGCUCUUCCUGACUCUGGUGGUGGUGAUCCGUACGAAAGCAUUGCUGCUCAUAUCUGGAGGUGUGCAUGCAAGGCACGCCACGUGGAUCACAACCAACCCACAGUGGUCCUCACCGUCGCCGGCGUCCGAAACAGGCUAAAGCCACCUCUCCCUCUAAACUAUUUCGGUAACGCGACGCACCCAACCGUGACACCCACAUGCCUCAGUGGGGAUAUUGCUUCAAAGCCACUAAGAUAUGGUGCCCAAAAGAUAAGAGAAGCGAUCGAGUUGCUGACAGAUGAGUACCUGAGAUCAGUCUUUGAGUUCAUUGGGAGGCAGGAGCAUGUAGGGUGGCUGAGGCCAAAGCUUAACAGUGAACCACCAUUUCUUGGGAAUCCAAACCUCAACAUUUGGAGUUGGAUGAGUAACAUGCCUACCUAUGGACCUGAUUUUGGAUGGGGAAGGCCGCUGUAUAUGGGACCCUGUGAGGUCAUCGGAGACGGCAGGGCGUUUAUCAUGCCAGCUCCUACCGGAGAUGGGACUCUUUCCAUUGUCAUUCGCUUGCAGACUCCUCAUCUUCAACCAUUCCAGAAGUUCUUCUACGAGGACAUAUAG
This is a messenger RNA of Arachis duranensis, 996 nucleotides long. Its product is annotated as shikimate O-hydroxycinnamoyltransferase-like. Gene Ontology annotation, molecular function: acyltransferase activity, transferring groups other than amino-acyl groups. The record is from RefSeq and is a predicted model, not a curated record. NCBI's taxonomy places the organism in Eukaryota, Viridiplantae, Streptophyta, Magnoliopsida, Fabales, Fabaceae. The transcript has 2 exons. The coding region runs from base 1 to 996 and encodes 331 amino acids.